UCAGCCUGAUACCGGAGUGGAAAUGACACGUUUCCGGUUCUCAGGUCGAUGUGACUCUCCUUCUCUCUCUCACUGAAGGAACAUGAGACAAGAACAUGAGAUUUGCUGCAGGGAGUGAGUGUGUGCACUCUACCGGGUGUCCGCGUGAUAGAAGGUGGAUAAACACUAUGCAGGGGCGCAGAGGGGUGCGGGUUCGUCACGUGCUGCAGUAGAUUUACGGAGAUUUGGUCAGAUGCACGCGCGCGGCUCAACUUAUCAAUUCUCUUUAUAGCGCUACGCGUCGGCCGAUUCACCGGUGUACCGGACCCGUGUUCACUCCGUUUUUUUCCCCACAGCGAACGAGAGCGCCCCCACCCUCCUUUCUCCUUUACGGUCACCCCCUCCCCCUCCUACUAACGGAGAGGACCAAGAGGAAAGAGGAGCCGCUGGUCGCUCGAGGAGGACUGCCGAGCCGAGACAAGUCGAAGGACGCACGGCGGAGGCGGGAGAAUCAUGUGCACGUCUUCGCGCGCAGCUCACAGCGCGAAAAACCGGAGCGCGAGACACUAUGGGCGGCCGGAACCGUUACCGUCGUCCUUCUACCACUAACGCUUCUUCCGUUUCUCUUGAAGGGAUUUUGUAACGCUCGAACACCGGAGUGCGCCUGAAGGAUGACACCUCAUCUGUGAAGAAACCGAGCAAACGAUCGAUUAUCGGGAUCUGUUUUCUUUCCUUUUCUUUUUGACAAGCUGUGAUUGUGAAGAAAUGAACAAUUUAUCGUCACAUUUUUAUUUCUAAGGCCGGGAUGACUGCUGCCGGUAAUCUGUGUGGUGACGAGAGCGUGAGGCGUCGGGAGGCAGAAUGAGCAUCACUACACUGUACCGAAUAUUGCGGAUGUUUCGAAAUAAAUAAAUAAAUACAGCGAUUUCUCCCCAUCUUUUCUUGAUGGAAAAGACGUGAACGGAGUCCACACCAUUUUCAUAAUGCUGAGUUAAAAAAACGUCAAAGACGUUCAAACAUGGUCAUCUUUUCAGAAUGAUGUGAAGCGUUUAUGGCCUUUACAGAGCGAGCGGUGAAGAAGAGACCGUGUCCGUGUCCGAGCUGUCUAACAGAAGGACAAGCAUUUUUUUCUAGAAACUCAUUAAGAUGGAGCCACAGAAAAGAUGAAGGCUUCUACACAUUAUACAGAGGAAAAAUUUGAGCCAAUGACAGUCGGUGAUGUGGAUGUAAAAAUGAGGUGAAGAAGAACAACCGAUUGUGAAGUAAAGAGAUCAAGGAGAAACGCCCGUUUUAGUUAUUUCUCUUCUUUUUUGACUUUUAUUUAUUUAUUUAUUUAUUUAUUUAUUUAUUGCUAAUCAAACCUCGGCGCCGGGCUCCCUUUCCUUUCCAUUUUUUCUUUUACUAGUGAGAUAAACACACCACGUAAAUCUCCGCGCGCCCCCGGUAUGUGAUGUGUGGGAUGUAAUGUGGUGUGGUCGUCGCGCGGAACCUUCACCCCCUUCUUCCCUCCCGCUUCGUGAAGACUGGCGUUCGGCGCGUGCAGAAUGGCGCGGUUCACAGACGAGGCGCCGGCCCGGUACGGUGGAGGUGGCAGUGCAGUGGCGCAUGCGCACGGGCAGGGCGGCGCGGCGCGCGGGGCCAGCAGGCAGGGCGGCCCACCGGGAGCGCAGCGCAUGUACAAGCAGUCGAUGGCCCAGCGCGCGCGCACCAUGGCCCUGUACAACCCCAUCCCAGUGCGACAGAACUGCUUCACGGUCAACCGCUCCCUCUUCAUCUUCAGUGAGGACAACUUUGUGAGAAAAUACGCCAAAAAGAUCACCGAGUGGCCUCCUUUUGAGUACAUGAUCUUGGCCACAAUCAUCGCUAACUGCAUUGUCCUGGCGCUGGAGCAACAUCUUCCUGAUGGUGACAAGACACCAAUGUCUGAGCGUCUGGAUGACACAGAACCUUAUUUUAUCGGCAUCUUCUGCUUUGAAUCUGGCAUUAAGAUUCUGGCUCUGGGUUUUGCCUUCCACAAGGGCUCCUACCUCCGAAAUGGCUGGAACGUCAUGGACUUUGUGGUGGUGCUGACUGGAAUUCUGUCGACAGUGGGCUCCGACUUUGACCUGCGGACGCUGCGGGCGGUCAGAGUGCUGAGACCCUUGAAGCUGGUGUCUGGAAUUCCCAGCCUACAGGUAGUGCUUAAGUCCAUCAUGAAGGCCAUGAUCCCCCUGCUGCAGAUAGGCCUGCUGCUUUUCUUCGCCAUCCUCAUGUUUGCCAUCAUUGGCCUCGAGUUCUACAUUGGCAAAUUUCACACCACCUGUUUUGAUGACAUUACUGAGGAAAUUCGGGAAGAGUUUCCAUGUGGAACUGAGCUCCCCUCUCGACUCUGUCCAAAUGGUACAACCUGUAGGAAAUACUGGCUCGGACCAAACUAUGGAAUCACGCAGUUUGACAACAUCCUGUUUGCUGUUCUCACCGUCUUCCAGUGCAUCACUAUGGAGGGAUGGACAGAUCUCCUCUACUAUAGUGACGACGCCUCAGGCAGUGCAUGGAACUGGAUGUAUUUCGUCCCCCUCAUCAUCAUUGGCUCCUUCUUCAUGCUCAACCUGGUGCUUGGAGUGCUGUCUGGUGAGUUUGCAAAAGAGCGAGAGCGGGUAGAGAACCGAAGUGAGUUCCUGAAGCUGAGACGACAGCAACAGAUUGAGCGAGAACUGAAUGGAUAUCUGGAGUGGAUCUGCAAAGCAGAGGAAGUGAUUCUGGCUGAUGAAGUCAAUGAUGGUGAUGACCGGAUGCCCUUUGAUGGAUCACGUAGAAGACCAACACUGAAGAAGAGCAAAAAUGACCUGCUGAACCCAGACGAGGGAGAUGGAGACCUUGCUUUAGGGUCUCCAUUUGCUCGCGCCAGCCUUAAGAGCUCUAAGCUUGAGGGCUCAUCCUUCCGAAAGAAGGAGCGGCGACUGCGUUUCUUUAUCCGUCAUGUUGUGAAAACACAGGCUUUCUACUGGACUGUUCUAUGUUUAGUUGGUCUGAACACACUGUGUGUGGCUGUAGUCCACUACGACCAGCCUGAGCUUCUGUCUGACUUCUUGUACUUUGCAGAGUUCAUAUUUCUGGGUAUUUUCAUGUCAGAGAUGUGUAUUAAGAUGUAUGGACUCGGGACUCGGCCGUAUUUUCACUCAUCCUUUAACUGCUUCGACUGUAUCGUCAUAUGUGGCAGUAUCUUCGAGGUGCUCUGGGCCAUGAUCCAGCCAGGAACAUCAUUUGGGAUUAGUGUAUUACGAGCUCUCAGGUUACUAAGGAUCUUCAAAGUGACCAAGUACUGGGCCUCCUUGAGGAACCUAGUGGUGUCUCUGCUGAACUCUAUGAAGUCCAUCAUCAGCUUGCUCUUCCUCCUCUUCCUCUUCAUUGUAGUUUUUGCCCUGCUUGGCAUGCAGCUCUUUGGAGGACAGUUUAAUUUUGAAUCGGGAACGCCACCCACAAACUUCGACACAUUUCCUGCAGCAAUAAUGACCGUGUUUCAGAUUCUGACAGGUGAAGACUGGAACAUGGUGAUGUAUGACGGCAUUGAGUCUCAGGGAGGAGUCAAUAAGGGCAUGGUGUUCUCCAUCUUCUUCAUUGUUCUCACACUCUUUGGCAACUAUACAUUGCUGAAUGUGUUCUUGGCCAUUGCUGUUGACAAUCUGGCCAACGCACAAGAACUGACCAAGGAUGAACAAGAGGAAGAGGAAGCAGCAAAUCAGAAGAUGGCUCUUCAGAAGGCAAAGGAAGUGGCAGAAGUGAGUCCACUGUCUGCUGCCAAUCUGUCCAUUGCAGCCGUGACAGUUCACUCUGAGCGUCUCAGCACCUCUGAACCCUUUCUUCAGCGUAAAGAGCAGCAGAAGAACCAUAAGGGUUCUAAGUCAGUGUGGGAGCAGCGCACUAGCGAGCUCCGGAGGCAGACACUGAUGACCAGCAGAGAGGCACUGUACAAUGAGCUGGACCCUGAGGACCGCUGGAAGGUGUCAUACUCACGCCACAUCCGACCCGAUAUGAAGACUCACUUAGACCGGCCGCUUGUUGUGGAUCCUCAAGAAAACCGAAACAACAACACUAACAAGAACCGGCCAGGAGAUGAGCUUCUACACAAACGGCCUCCGUUCCAUUCUACAGUAGGAGGUGGGGGAAGAGGAACAGGAACCCCUAUAGCCCGUACUCUAGAGAAAGGAGAAUCCACAGAAUCUCAUCAAGGGUGCAGGAAAGGUGAGAAUCAGAGUCAUGUUGGCACUGAGAACACAGAGGUGGGCUUGAAGGAUCCACACCGGAAGAGAGAACAUCGCGGGCAGAGAACAGGACGCUCUCGACAACACCGCAAGGCUCUGGAUGAAGAAUCUGAGAAUACUGGAGGAGGCAGGAGGCACCGAAGUAAGGGCACAGAGGUGGGGGUGGAAGGCGAGCAAGCAGACGGAGCUGAGCGAAGGCAGAGGUGUCACCGACAUGGAGAGAAAGAAGGGAGAAGGGAAAGAGGAGAGCAGGGGGAGAGGGGCCGACACCGCAGGAAGGAGGGCCCUACUCUGUCUACCACUCGUCCUAUUCAGAAGACUCUGUCCAGGCAGGACAGCCAGUACAGUGAGGACCUGGACAAUGUGAUGAACAGCAAGCUUGCUACCCAGCCCUUGGUUCCCUCAGAUGCCCGUGGGCCAAGCAGCCAUUCCACACCCCACUCUAGCCUCCUGAGCCUGGUCAGCAGCACCCAUGGGUCUCGUCUGGCUCCUACAGGCACAGAGAGCAGUUUCAUUCUCACCAACCCUGCGUCCACCACCAUUAACCUUGUUCAUCUAGAUGCCAAACCAGACUACACAGCCAUAGACAUGCCACCCAUGUUCCCAUCUGCCAAUGCCAUUCUGCAGGUCAAUAAAAAUGCCAACACAGAACCGCUGCCCAAAAAAGAGGAUACAAAGGGUGAUGAUGAUGACGAUGACAAAGAUGACGGAGGGCCUAAACCUAUGCCCCCUUACAGUUCUAUGUUCAUCCUGUCCACAACUAACCCGUUUCGCAGGAUGUGUCACUAUAUUGUGACCCUGAGGUAUUUUGAGAUGUGCAUUUUGCUGGUCAUUGCUAUGAGCAGUAUUGCUCUGGCUGCUGAAGACCCAGUGUGGCCCGACUCCCCUCGGAACAAUGUUCUGCGUUAUUUUGACUAUGUCUUCACAGGUGUGUUCACCUUUGAGAUGCUUAUAAAGAUGGUGGACCUAGGUUUAGUGCUUCAUCAGGGUUCAUAUUUCCGUGAUCUGUGGAACAUUCUGGACUUUAUAGUGGUCAGCGGUGCCCUGGUAGCCUUUGCGUUCACAGGAAGCAGUAAGGGGAAGGACAUCAGCACCAUCAAGUCACUGCGUGUGUUAAGAGUCUUAAGACCACUGAAAACCAUCAAACGCCUUCCGAAGCUUAAGGCUGUGUUUGACUGCGUGGUGAACUCUCUGAAAAAUGUGCUGAACAUCCUCAUCGUCUACAUGCUCUUCAUGUUCAUCUUCGCUGUGGUGGCUGUGCAGCUUUUCAAGGGCAAAUUUUUCUACUGCACUGAUGAGUCCAAAGAAUUUGAACGUGACUGCAGGGGUGAAUACCUGGUGUAUGAACGAGAUAAUGAAGUGAAGGCACAGAAACGAGAAUGGAAGAAAUACGAUUUCCACUAUGACAAUGUGCUAUGGGCUUUGCUUACACUCUUCACUGUUUCCACGGGAGAGGGCUGGCCACAGGUUUUGAAACAUUCCGUCGAUGCGACUUAUGAGAACCAGGGUCCAAGUCCGGGGUACCGCAUGGAGAUGUCCAUCUUUUACGUCGUCUACUUCGUGGUCUUCCCCUUCUUUUUUGUCAACAUCUUUGUUGCCUUGAUCAUCAUUACCUUCCAGGAACAAGGGGACAAGAUGAUGGAGGACUACAGCCUGGAGAAGAAUGAGCGAGCCUGCAUUGACUUUGCCAUCAACGCCAAGCCACUGACUCGCCACAUGCCACAGAACAAGCAGACAUUCCAGUACCGCAUGUGGGAGUUUGUGGUGUCUCCACCGUUCGAGUACACCAUCAUGGCCAUGAUUGCCCUCAACACCAUUGUGCUCAUGAUGAAGUAUGAUGGAGCUUCAGAUGUCUAUGAGAAGAUGUUGGCCAACCUGAACAUUGUGUUCACAUCACUGUUCUCACUGGAGUGUGUGCUAAAGAUCAUUGCCUUUGGUGCACUGAAUUAUUUUAAAGAUGCCUGGAACAUCUUUGACUGUGUGACGGUCCUCGGCAGCAUCACUGAUAUUUUAGUCACAGAGCUGGGGAAUAACUUCAUCAAUUUGAGUUUUCUGAGACUCUUCAGGGCUGCUCGUCUUAUUAAGCUCCUCAGGCAGGGUGAAACUAUUCGCAUCCUACUCUGGACUUUUGUUCAGUCUUUUAAGGCCUUGCCAUAUGUGUGCCUACUCAUUGCUAUGCUGUUCUUCAUCUAUGCCAUCAUUGGCAUGCAGCUGUUUGGGAACAUUGCAAUCGAGGAGGACAAAGACAGCUCCAUCAACCAGCAUAACAACUUCAGGACUUUUUUCCAGGCUCUUCUUCUUCUUUUCAGGAGUGCGACAGGAGAGGCGUGGCAUGAUAUCAUGCUAUCAUGUUUGGGAGGGAAGGAAUGUGAUCCCCUCUCUGGGAACAUGGAGCCCGAGUGUGGAAGCGAGUUUGCAUACCUUUACUUUGUCUCCUUCAUCUUCCUUUGUUCCUUUCUGAUGUUGAAUCUCUUUGUAGCUGUUAUAAUGGAUAAUUUUGAGUAUCUGACAAGAGACUCCUCAAUUCUGGGACCUCAUCACCUGGACGAGUAUGUGAGGAUUUGGGCAGAAUAUGACCCUGCAGCCUGUGGCAGGAUCAGUUACAGGGAUAUGUAUGACAUGCUCAGGCAAAUGUCUCCACCAUUAGGACUGGGGAAGAAGUGCCCUGCACGGGUUGCAUACAAGAGACUCCUGCGAAUGGAUUUACCAGUUGCAGAUGACAACACAGUGCACUUCAACUCCACCCUCAUGGCCUUAAUCCGCACUGCUCUGGACAUCAAAAUCGCCAAGGGUGGGGAAGGGGGUGUUGAUAAGCACCAAAUGGAUGCUGAGCUGAGAAAAGAAAUGAUGGCAAUUUGGCCCAAUCUCUCACAGAAGACUUUGGACCUGCUUGUUACACCUCACAAGGCAGCGACAGACCUGACAGUGGGGAAGAUUUAUGCAGCCAUGAUGAUUAUGGAGUAUUAUAGACAGAGCAAAGCCAAGCGCACUCAGGCUCUCCGAGAUGAACAGAAUCGAACGCCAUUAAUGUUUCAGCGCCUGGAGCCACCAUCACCGACACAGAAUACUGGUCAGGGACUCAAUGGUCUUUCUGAACCACAAUCGGACCCUAACAACUUGGCCGUGGAUGGGGGCAUCCCGGAGAGCCAGUCAUGGGUCACAGCCAGAGCUCAGGAGAUGUCUCAGAAGGCAGGCAGCUGGAGCCCAGAAGGCCAGCCAACAGAGGACAUGACUGAUAACCGGCCCACACUGCAGACGGUAGAGAUGAGAGAGAUGGGGCGGGACGGGUUCUCGGACACCGAGCCCUUCCUGCCGAUGGAAGGCCACAGCAGGGCAGCUUCCAUGCCUCGACUCCCGGCAGACAACCAACAGCAGCCAAGGAGGAGAGGAAGGCAUCGAGGGAAUAACCUCAGUACUAUAACAGACAACAGCCCUAUGAAGCGAUCAGCCUCAUCACUUGGUCAUGGUCGUUUGGGGCGGGGUCCACGGGCUGAUGAUUAUGCCAUGGACCGAGUGAUGCCUGAGGAAGGACCUAGGCACGGACAUCGCCGCCGAGAUCGCAGCCACCGAGCCUCUGAGAGAUCGCUCAGCCGCUACACUGAUGCCGACACAGGUCUUGGCACAGAUCUGAGCACUACCACACAGUCGGGUGACAUGCCUCCCAAAGAAAAAGAUCGUGAACGUGGCCGUGCCAAAGAGCGACGUCACCACCACCACCACCACCACCACCACCAUCACAGCUCAGUGGAGAAGGAGCGCUACACACCCGAGAGAGAGCGAGGAGACUAUGGGCACCGGCAACGGCGCUGGUCCCGGUCACCCAGUGAGGGCCGAGAGUGCCUCACUCACCGACAGGGCAGUAGUUCGGUGAGCGGCAGCCCCGUGCCCUCAACAUCUGGGACGAGCACACCUCGGCGAGGUCGACGCCAGCUGCCCCAGACACCUGCCACCCCACGCCCACAUGUCACCUACUCACCUGUGGUCCGUAAACCAGUUGGUACACCGCCUUCAGGUCCACAGAGCCGCCUGCCCACCCCAACCCAGAGGCGUUUCUCUCCACCUGUGCCUGAUCCAUCUGUACCCCCUCAUCACGGCACUGGCCGUCGACCCCGUUGGUGCCCAGGCUCAUCCGAAGGCACCCCAGGCGAUGGCUUUUAUGAUUUUGAACGGUGUGAGCCACCUGCAUACGAGCCGAACACAGGACAGGGCAACCCGCACCCACAUAACCCACCACACCCACGUUCACCUAGGACUGCUCGCCCCCCUGGUGCUCGUCGCAUGCCUAAUGGGUACCGUUCCUCCUCACCCUCGCCACAGCGACAUGCACCCCCUCACAGCACACCUCACAAGCCUCCGCAUCCCAGAGGGCCCAGGAAAGGGCUGCAUGAACCCUACAGUGAGACAGAUGAGGAUGACUGGUGCUAGCCUCUGGGAGAGGGGAGGGAGGGAGCAAAAAAAGAAAGGAAGAGAUCACACUGUCAGUUGCUGGAAUGAGACACAAUCAAGAGACUAGUUAUUUUGACAUGGGACAUGAGUUUUUCCUCGGAAUCUGGAAGCCUCUGAGAAAAUGGAGUGACAAAGGGUAAAUUAAAAUCAUUUGGAAACAUCACAGAAAUGAGCGGCAGAUCCCUGACUGUUCUUGCUCUAGGGCUAACACCAAGAAUUUUGUUGGUGUUAGUCUUUGGGGUGAAGAUGGAGAGGAUCAAAUGUUAGGGUUAGAGAACAUGACAGCAGUUGCUAUAGCAGGACCCAGCUGCAGGCAAGAGUCACUUGCAGGAAAGCCAGUGACAUCCAUAAGUGUGCAUGUUUCAGAAAAGCACAGCAGAAGUGUGCUGGGAGGCUCAGGGGAAAAUUGAGGCAUGCUUCCCUUCUUUUUAUUAUAUUAUGUUAUUUCUUUUUCUUUUUCUCUACUGCCUGCUUUUUUCCUGGACUGGAUGACUUAGGAAAGAUGAGGUGGGUUGGGGUGGGGGAAAAAUAAUAACUCUUCAUAAGGGAAAUAAACAUGCAGAAUGCUACUAUUGGCAGGAGAAAUGUCUGCAUUUUUGGAUAUGUUGUGUAUCUUCUGCAGACAGAAUGACAAAUGCCACAACUGUGGUGAAGAGACCUCAGAAAAGGUGAUAAAUUCACAUCUGAUCAUGGAGAUUGACCACUGGCUUUACUCAACUUGACUGGAGCACCAUCUAUUGCAAAAAUCCACCCACAUGUUGGGUAAUAUUGAUGAGUUUUAUCAUCUGUGUUUACUGUUAAUAAUAAUUUCCGUGAGGGUGAGGAGGCCACUGGCCUUGUGUGUGUGCGUGUGUAUGUGCGUGUGUAUGUGUGUGUGUGUGUAUGUGCGUGUGUAUGUGUGUGUGUGUGUGUGUUUGUGUGCGUGUGUAUGUGUGUAAGAGAGAGGGUGGGUUUUGCUUAAAUGAUAGGUUUUGGGCUGGGGCACACACACCCUGACUGUAUUUGGGAAUCCAGGCCCUUAUAGCUCCUGACCUUUAAAACCAGAGAGAGAAGAAACACAAUGAAAAGAGGAGAUGAAAAAAAUGAACCAGUCGUCACUCUUCCUUCUUCUAUGGCUUCUCCUUCUUCUGCUUCUUGUUAGAGACACUGAAGCUUGAUUCUUCUGUUGCACUGCUAAGCUUUGUUUGAACUCCUAAAAUAAAAAAAUCCCUUGCAUGAUUGAAACAACAAAAAAAAAAUUAACAAUGAAACUUUGAAUGAAUUUGGGUGGGGUGAAUUUUCUCGGUCUUUCAUUUCAUGUCUGUAAAGUUCUCUCUCCUGUCCCUGGCCUCCACCCUUCACUCCUCUCUGAAAUUGUCCCUCGCACUUUUAGGGAUGGCACAAAGGGGACAAGAGACCAACACUCUCCAUUUUAACUGCUUUCUUUCUACAAUAAUGUGAGAUAGAAUCCUGCUAAACCUUGUAACAGAUUUAUUUCCACAUGGCCAACGUUGCUAACAAUUAAGAUAAAAACACAAGAUUGAUAUAUUAUUAUUGAAUUGAUAGCACAAUUAUUUUGAGAAAAAAAACAUUUAGUAACAUUAUUUGCAUUCAUCUCACAGAUUAUUAAUAGUUUGCUCAUUUGCACAAAAUUUCAAACAUUUACACACACAUACACACAUACACACACACACACACAGACACACAGCCAGUUUAUACACAUGGACUCUCUUCCCCUUACUCUAGUCUUCCAGGGUGUGAUGGAGUGAGAAGGGAGUGGAGGAGGUGAGAAGAGAGAGAACCUCUUCAUCUUUCUAUUAGAUUUGUUAUUGAUGAUGAUGAUGAGACCUCCAGAAGAUAAGACAAUGACAAUGAUGAUGAUGAUGAUGAUGAUGACUUUGAUUAUAAUUUGUUUUUUAUUCAGCUGUGCUCUUUGUAUUGCCAUAUCUGUUUUGGUGUGGUUCUGUUCAUGUGGUAUGUGGAGCUCUGUAGCAGUGAUGCUUUCUGGGCCAUGGUUGUCUCACCUUUGACCUCUAGCUAACCUAGUCUUCAUUGGUAUUUAUCAUGCACACAUGUUCCUUAUUCAUCGAAAGUAAAAACACAAUGUCUUAGAUGUAAAAACUGCUAUUUUCCUAGAAUGUCAGAUUAUUAAGUAUAAAGCGUAAUACAUGUAUAUUGUGAAUUAAUACAGCUGUACAUAAUUAAGAUUUAAUUCACCUGAGCUCAAAUCUACAGGAAUGUCAUAUUUUUUAUGAUUAUGUUCAUAUGAUUAGAUCAUUAAAGCUGAUGAUAGCAGAGAAUAUGUUAAUGGCCCACAUAUGUAAAGAGGCUAACACAAAAUAGAAAAGCCCCAAUGUGUUGAGUUCAGGAGUAAUGUUUGCCCUUUUUGCAUACAUGAAAUCAGUUUUAUAAUACAGAUUUAUUCUCCAGUUUUAGAGCAUGUCCGUUUGGGACACUAUGUGUAGAAUAGUAUUAUGUGGCUGUAUGUUUGAGAAAGGAACAGAGCUCCACUACCUCUGGCAGACCAGUAGAUGGCACUGUGCUCCACAGAACAAAGCUAUAGACCUGACUCAUUGGUACACUUUUUGUGUUCCAUAUUUAUGUUAAUGAUCUGUACAUGUGGAUUUACUAUUUAUGUGGUUCACCAUUCUGUGUUCAUGACAUGUCACACAGCCAAUCAGAUGGCACAGGAACACAGAAACACAAAUCAAAUUGCAUGGGUUGAAACAAUGACCGGGCCUUUUCUGCCAAAACCUGUCUCUUGUGUCCCACUGAUCUUUGUGUCCCUGCGGCCCAAAUGUAAUCGAUACCUCCCCGUUAUUCUUAAACUUCUGACUUUAGUUGUAAAAAUUCACUGCCAAAAAUCAUUCUGAAGCACACAGGCAUCAUUAUAUAUGUAGCAUUUAAUACUAACAUGCAUAGCACAUUGUUGUGUGUGUGUGUGUGUGUGUGAGAGAGAGAGAUAACUUAAGCCUUUAUUUUUUACACAAAGCUUAUAUAUAGUUAUAUCCUGUUGGAAAGGCUCCCACUGCUACUUGAGCAUUAGCUUGUGUGAUUAAGAAUGUAACAUUGACAGUUAUUUAAUAAUUUAUUUUAAACCAGUUUAUAUUAGCAACCAGAGUGCAACUAAUACAAGAGGGCUUACAGAGUGAGAAAAGUAAAAUGGACUUACUUACAAAUCCUGUAUGUUUAAUGGGCUAAUAAAAUCCAUUAAUAAAGUCCAUUAAUAAUUUGAACUAUUAGUGGUUUUGAGGUUUCUCUGUACACUGUCCUUCUAAAGCCACAAUUAAACUUAAUUAAACUAAUUAGCUUAAUUAAAUGUAUACAAAACACAAUAAAAUUUACAAAGAUUUUAAUUCAGAAUCAGUGAAGAAUUGUUGAGCAUACUGUGCAGCAACCCUAAAUUUAGGAACAGUGAUUUUAAAAAUGGCUUUUAGUUAUUAAUUGUUUUUGUAUUUGUCUUUAUAAGUUUUUUUUUUUCCAUUUGCACAAUGCUUUUAGAAAUAAAAAAGGCAGUACUGCUAGGAUUUAAAUUACAAUUCACUCAUUGUCAGGAAACAUCCACCUCACCUCUUUGUUCGAUUUACACUUUUCACUGUAAUCAGUUCAUAAAUAAUAUAUUUAAAAUGACCCAAUAUAUAAAUUAUCAAUAAAUUACUAUUAGAUUGUGUAUAUGAAGGAAGCUUAUAUUAAUUGCUUACAAAUAUGUACGAAGCAAUUAAUAAUUUAUAUAGCCCAUAUUUUAAUUAUGAGGUUGAUAUAUACAUCACAACAUACAAAAGCAAGUGGGAGCCAAAAUCGCAGGAUUGUGUGUGUGUGUGUUUCUCUAUGUCUGUCUGUCUGUCUGUCUGCCUGUGUGUGUGUGUCAUUUUUCUCACAAACCCAUAAAACCAUAACCAGCAGCAUAAAAAAAGACAAAAUCCCCCCAAAAAAUUCAGAACAAAAAGUGAAGGUAUUUAAUUCAAGAACUGCAUGUGCUAUGUGCAUGCCAUACCGUGGAACUUCAUCUUCAGGAAUAAUAAUAAUUUAAAAAAAAACAUAGUAUUACUGAAAAUGACAAUAGAGAAAUGUUUUUAAAAGCAUCAUGUUCCUCUUCUUUAUAUUUUUAAAACAAAAUAAAAAAAAUACAAAAAAAAAUAUCUAAAGAGAUUAAAUGACUUUGCAAAUUUAAAUUGAUAUAUUUAUUCUUCAUUUUUUUUUUCAAAACUUGGAGGUGAGACAUUUCAACAGUAUGUUCAGGACACAAUAUAACUUCUGUCAUAAAAAAGAGAAAUAAAAGCAAAUGUGGACAAA
This is a messenger RNA of Hemibagrus wyckioides, 12938 nucleotides long. It is a transcript of the gene cacna1aa, whose product is annotated as calcium channel, voltage-dependent, P/Q type, alpha 1A subunit, a. Bases 1524 to 8645 code for a protein of 2373 amino acids. The record is from RefSeq and is a predicted model, not a curated record. Lineage: Eukaryota; Metazoa; Chordata; Actinopteri; Siluriformes; Bagridae. Gene Ontology annotation, biological process: calcium ion import across plasma membrane; chemical synaptic transmission. Gene Ontology annotation, cellular component: neuronal cell body; voltage-gated calcium channel complex; membrane. The transcript is spliced from 49 exons. Gene Ontology annotation, molecular function: high voltage-gated calcium channel activity.